AUGCUCCUCGUCCUCGCUACCAGCGCUUCGCUUCACACCGCUGCGCGCGCGCGGCCACCGACGUGCGUGGCGACCGCUCCGCCGGUCGGCACCUCGUACGACACUGGCGCCUUUGACGCGGCCGUCAUGAAGACGUGCGCCGGCUGCAACCCGUGUGGGGCCCGCGGCCUCGCCGACCGCGCGCUGAUCCCACGCAGGUACAACCGGUACCCGCUCGCGGUUGCUGGCGGGGAGGGCUGCGAGCUCGUUGAUCUCGACGGCCGGCGGUACCUCGACUUUGCAGCCGGCAUCUCGACGUGCACACUCGGCCACGCAAACCCGAAGCUCGCGGCGGCGGUGGCGGCGCAGAUGGGGCGGGUGAACCACGUGUCGAAUCUGUACUAUAUCCCCGAGCAGGGCGAGCUCGCGCAGCGCCUCGUCGCCACCUGCAAUCUCGACAAGGCGAGAGAAGCUGCCAACCGCGCCGCGCAGUCUCCUUGA
Molecule: messenger RNA, 480 nt
Organism: Emiliania huxleyi CCMP1516
Lineage: Eukaryota; Haptophyta; Isochrysidales; Noelaerhabdaceae
Exons: 1
Coding region: 1-480 (159 amino acids)
Molecular function (GO): identical protein binding; pyridoxal phosphate binding; transaminase activity
Source: RefSeq, a predicted model, not a curated record